AUGUACCAAAAGUUCAUUCAUCUGCUAAAGAUAAUUGCACCAAAAAUGUCAGAUCUCAUCCGCCCGCCAACUCCUCAAGCCCUCGUCCAUCGCCUCCCGUCACGGCCCGUCUCACUAGAAACCUCCAAGCCAGCCAGGUACAUUCUCGUUGUCGCCGCACCACUAUCCACGCCCGGAAAGCUAUCCAUUGCCAAUGAGUUAUCCAAAAUCUUCGCAUGCCCAGAGUACAUCGGCGACAGCAUCCACAGUUCGUCUGCCAAGGCUGCCUCUGUGGGCGCUCAACCAAACAAGGAGCGGUACCAGCGAAUGUGGCUGUCCAAGAUGACAAGAACGGGGCUUUUGUUCCCUGACGAGUCUAAACCAGCAGCGGCGGAAUUCGCUGGGUUUGGUGGUUCGGCAUCGACUAGUCGACGGGGUUCUGUGAGUUCUGUUGCGUCAAAUGCGUCAUCGCGGCCAGAGUCUGUCGCUAGCCGUAUAUUUGAGCCAGCAGUCGCUACAGCUACGAACGAGAAUAGGGGAAUAAAUGCGCAUUUCACGAUAUCAGAAGAGGAACGGCGCAGGAGGGAGAACCCUGUGCUUCUUGUGCUGACCCAGCCAGACCUAGAGGCAUGGCAUAGGACAGCCAUUCAAGGCGCUGUUGGGGAGUAUGGGAUUGGUGUGAUUUUCAUCCAGCUUUAUGAGGAAGAAGAAUCUGUACAUGAAGAAUUGCCUAUUCUUCAGCCACUAAAUCCAGAGCUCAUGAGCCGAUUUCCAGGAUUGGCUGGUUUGCAGACACGGCCUCGUGGCUGGGGGACACUGCAUGAGGAGAUGAAGAUCACGGUUGAUACAAGAGAAUCAGUGGAGCACCAGGUUUGCCAAAUUGCAGACGACGUGCGUUAUAUUAUCGGCUUGGAAGACUAG
Messenger RNA from [Torrubiella] hemipterigena, 900 nucleotides. The record is from the annotation of a GenBank genome assembly. NCBI's taxonomy places the organism in Eukaryota, Fungi, Ascomycota, Sordariomycetes, Hypocreales, Clavicipitaceae.